GUUCGAAAGAUAUGAAUGAGCUAAUUAAUAUAGAGAAGUCUUGGAAAGUGGAGGUGAUAGAUGAGCUUUUCUCCCACCGAAGAUGCCACAAUGAUAAAGGCCAUCCCAUGGAGCAGAAGUUAUGAAGACUCGUUGAUCUGGAUUCAUUCACCGACAAGGGAAUCUACUGUCCGAUUUUGCCUAACAUGUGGCUUGGAACUUUUGGCUUUUAUAUGGAAACUCAACAUCUGGAUGAGGAACUAUUAAAGCCAGUGGGGAAGAAGAUAUGGGGGAUGUAGGUACCAGGGAAAAUUAAGCCUUUUAUCUGAAGAUUAGUCAGGGAAAUUGUUCCUAUGAAUGACAUAUUAUGUCAAAGGGGUAUAGAGGUAGACAGAAGGUGCUUUAGGUGUGGUGAUAGGGAGGAGAAUUACUUUCAUAUUUUUGUGGAUUGCUGUUGGAGCUCUAGAUUGUGGGAUGGAGUGAUGGUAAAUGUGGCCAGAAGUAGAAUAAGGGAAGGGUCCUUCUUAGAUGAUUUUAUAGAACUUUUUCUUGGAAUUGAAGGGGAGGAGUUACAGAAGUUUGUGUGUUUGUUUUGGUGGAUCUAGAAUAAUAGAAACAAUUGCUUUCAUAAUGGGAAAUGUAAUUUGGUGAGUGGAGUGGCAAGGAAAAUGGGGGAUUAUGUGGAGGAAAUAAAAGAGGCUGGAUAUGGUAGUCUGAAGUAGAGCCGAGGUAAGAGUCAGGGAAGGAAUGAAGCAGUGCAGAGCUGGUGUCUGCCAGAGGAAGGGUAUAUCAAGAUCAAUGUGGAUGCUGCACUUCCGAGGGGUGCUAACUAGCUACACGUGCUGCUUGGGGUGAUUGCAAGAGAUCAUACUGGGACGGUAUUGUGUUAGGCGCAAAGAACUACCCAGAUAUCCUAUACAGUGCUGGAGGUAGAACGCUAGCCAUACAAUUUGGAGUUCAGAUUGAGAAGCAGAUGAGAUGUAGGAAGAUGAUGGUGGAGUAGGAUUCAAGGGCCGUGGCACAAUUGUUCAAAUAAAUUUAAUGAAUAUUU
Rubroshorea leprosula is the source of this 1030-nucleotide messenger RNA. The record is from the annotation of a GenBank genome assembly. Lineage: Eukaryota; Viridiplantae; Streptophyta; Magnoliopsida; Malvales; Dipterocarpaceae.